CGGGCGGAAGCGGGCGGCGCGCUCUUCAGCCUGCAGGCGGUGCGAGCCGCACUUCCUGUUACUCGUCAAGAGCCGAGAGGGUGAGACUCCACAGCGGCUGUUGCACCAUUCCCGGCGCGCCGCCCGCAACGAGAGACGAGGCACAGAAGCAGCACGAAGACGGUUGGCCGAGUCAGAAGAGAGAGAGGAGUCUGUUGCCAGGAACUCCGUUUGAUUCCUCCAUCCUCCUCCUCCUCCUCCUCCUCCUCCUCAUCAUUACUGUUCAUUUUCAUAUGCCGCAAAACUCUUCAUAACAGCUGAAGAAGAGUUGGGACAAUGCAAGCGAUCAAAUGUGUAGUGGUGGGAGAUGGCGCCGUGGGGAAGACAUGUCUGCUCAUCAGCUACACAACCAACGCCUUCCCGGGAGAGUACAUCCCCACUGUGUUUGAUAAUUACUCAGCCAAUGUGAUGGUGGACAGUAAGCCAGUCAACCUUGGACUAUGGGAUACAGCAGGGCAGGAAGACUAUGACAGACUCAGACCGCUUUCUUAUCCCCAGACGGACGUGUUCCUCAUCUGUUUUUCUCUGGUGAGCCCCGCUUCCUUCGAGAACGUCAGAGCCAAGUGGUACCCAGAGGUACGGCACCACUGCCCCUCCACUCCCAUUAUUCUCGUGGGCACCAAGCUUGAUCUGAGGGACGACAAAGAGACCAUUGAGAAGCUGAAGGAGAAGAAGCUGGCUCCCAUCACCUACCCUCAGGGUCUGGCACUGGCCAAGGAGAUAGACUCGGUGAAGUACCUUGAAUGCUCCGCCCUGACCCAGCGAGGGCUGAAGACGGUGUUCGAUGAGGCCAUCAGAGCCGUGCUGUGUCCGCAACCCACCAAGGUCAAGAAACGAGGCUGCCAGCUGAUUUGAGACGUCUGUGAGACCGACACAGGGAAAGGCUCAGGAACCGCACAAAGAAAAACGAAACAAAACUUUACUCGCCUUUAACUAACAUCUCAUACAAGUACUUUGCGGUGUGGCACAAAAUGCUUUAAAAGCUUACGCUGAGUUUAUCUCUUACAAAGUCCAAGACUUGAAACCCGGUGCUUUGUGUUAAAUUAAACAAGGAGCAUGUUGUGCGCCGUGAUUGCGUCAUUCCCUCGACAUUUGUAAGUAUAACUCAAAUUCUAAACAGAAUCGACUCUGUGCAUAACUGUAGUCCACUCACUUCCGCUUUCUACUGCAUGCUCAUCCUCAUAAUUGUGGCCGUAACUUGAUAUGUACAGCUUUUCACCCGUUUGCUGGUAGGUGCAGGUGAAUGUGUGUGGACAGUUGUGUGCAUGUCGUUGACAUUUAUCCGUGGUGAGUCUUGCAGGCAUCGCGAAAAAUAUGCCAUUGUCAACAGCACACGCCAACAAACAGGAAACUGGUAUGACCGCUGCAGUAGGAACCGGAAGUCAGUGUACUACAGUUAUGCACAGAGCCGACUAUGUAGCCUUCUAUUCGUGGAGCCGCUGUGAUUUAAAAUGUCCUAUUUAAAGAAACCGUGGACGGCAAAAAAUUUCAUUUCAGCAGUUAAUACUUCUGUAGUUAAUACAGGAUGUAAUGCAGUGGAAGGGAAUAUAAAAUGAAACGAAAAGGAAAGUUUAACGAUCCAGUCCAAUAAAAAUCACCUUUUACCGUCUUGUAUUUUCUAAGAGGUCUUAUUAAUGUAAUGUUGCUCAAAAUGUGGGAAGUGCUGUUUUUGUGAAAGUAUGACUAAAAGCUCUUGAGAAACCCUCCCCCUGGUCGUCAGCACAAACCGUCUCAGGGAACCGAUUUGCUUCCGACAAGAAGGCGCAUCAUUCACCACCCCGAUCUGAUCGGACGGUCAAUGAAUUGUCAUCGUCAGUGUCACUUGGUCUGUUUUUGAAUGGUUGCCUAGCAACACCAUGUAACCUAGCGAGCUAGCUAGCUAUCAAUAAAGAGCCUUGUGAACUCGG
Molecule: messenger RNA, 1946 nt
Organism: Lampris incognitus (smalleye Pacific opah)
Lineage: Eukaryota; Metazoa; Chordata; Actinopteri; Lampriformes; Lampridae
Gene: rac2
Product: Rac family small GTPase 2
Exons: 6
Coding region: 316-894 (192 amino acids)
Biological process (GO): small GTPase-mediated signal transduction
Molecular function (GO): GTP binding; GTPase activity
Source: RefSeq, a predicted model, not a curated record